This is a messenger RNA of Cylicocyclus nassatus, 510 nucleotides long. Lineage: Eukaryota; Metazoa; Nematoda; Chromadorea; Rhabditida; Strongylidae. The record is from the annotation of a GenBank genome assembly.
GCUUAGAAGAUGGGCGAAUCUCCUUCUCCUGUACCUAAUAAUGAGAAGAGCGUUUUCGUCAAAAUGCAAAACAAGCUGCUGGGAGAUAAAGACAGUGCACAAAAAUCAAUUUUCUCGACACCAGAUGAGAGAGAGCCAGUCUAUUAUAAAUGUGGAGAUUCUUUAUACGACAUGUUAGUUUUGCUUGGACUGCUACUUGGUUCAUGCUUUUGGUCAAUCGAUAUGAUCAUGAAUCACUCAACAUUAUUGCCUGGUUUACUGCUUUCAUUUUAUACCAUGGUCAAGAUUGCCAUAUUUGUACUUGGUUACAUGUCUAUAAAAGGAACUAACAGACUGUUUUUUGCCAUAACAAUUUUGAUAGCAGGUGUUGCACUCGUAUUUGUAGUCUAUCUUUUUGCCAGAGCAUUUACGGAUUUCUUUGCUGAAAUAACUCUACACAAAAUCUUUGUGUUCAUUGUCCAUGCAGUCGAACUCCUAAGUAAGAAGGUUGAUUUAUUUGUCAGCGAGUAA